Molecule: messenger RNA, 1457 nt
Organism: Mercenaria mercenaria
Lineage: Eukaryota; Metazoa; Mollusca; Bivalvia; Venerida; Veneridae
Product: degenerin mec-4-like
Exons: 7
Coding region: 331-675 (114 amino acids)
Biological process (GO): sodium ion transport
Cellular component (GO): membrane
Molecular function (GO): sodium channel activity
Source: RefSeq, a predicted model, not a curated record
ACUGAGACAAGAAAUUGGCCAUCAGAAGGAAGAUAUGAUACAGUCAGCUACAUUUGCUGGCAGAGUACAAAAUGUAUCCCAUUUUCAGGAGUUUAUGUCGUAGAAUAUGGGAACUGCUAUACGAUACAGUCACCAAAAUAUGUUGCCUGGCGCAGCGGACCUACACACGCAAUCAAAUUGACAUUAAAUGUUGAAAUCGACGAAUAUGUUGAUAACUUUUCGACUGGUUAUGGAAUUCGUAUAGUAUUUCACGAGCCUGGAACUUAUCCCUUACCUUCACACGAAGGUAUUACGCUAAGCCCAGGAACUGAGACAAAUGUCGGCUUGCGAAUGGUUCGAAUUUCAAGGCUUGGAGAGCCGCAUGGAGACUGCAUAGAUGGAAAGGUGUUUGCUGAAAGAUAUAAAAAGAAAUACAGUAUAGCGGCAUGUUAUGAGUUCUGUCGAAUUCUGAAAGCAAUCCAAGACUGCGAUUGUAUCCCCGCUGAAUCGCCUGAUGAAAUUCACCUCAACUCCACGGCUUUACCUGUCUGCAACACGUCAGCUGAAGGAGUGGAAAAAUGUUUGCUGCAGGUAGAUGUACAGUUUGAUAGUGGGGAAUAUAGCUGUGACUGUAAAGGACCAUGCAAAUAUUCACUGUCAACUAAGGUGUGCAAUAAAGGGCCAUCAUUUGGAUGAAUUUGUCAGUGACAAGUUAAUACUUCUUUAAAAUGUGGUUAGAUCGAAAGAUCAAAAGCCAUGGGACCAUAACUUAUCAAAGCAUCGGUGAUUUUCAAAUAGAUUUCCUUUAUUGAAUUUAUAUUUUCAUUAAUUUUAUAUGACUAGUCAGUUGCUUCGUUUGUAUUAUAUCUUGUUACUUGUUUCUUUUUUUUUUUAUUCUUUUUUUUUUUUAACUUGUAUAGAUAGUUUGUUUUUGUAUCUGUCCAUUCCUGUCUAACUGAAAAAUAUUUGCAUUAAAACAUUUUCUACACUUUGGCAGUGGGUUAUUAUGCUUGCUAAAUUUCUUGUAAUAUUAGAUUUGAAUCAAGUUUACCGUUGGUCCAAAAAAAAAAGAAGAAUUCUUUGAUAUUCCAUAAGUAUAUAAGAAAGAUGCAUGACAUUUACUUUGUGAAUAGGGGCAAUAUAGAGAUUAUUCAUGUUAUAUCAUUCUUUUCUUGGACAAAAUUUUUGGUUGUUUUGGCAACGGAAACUGUAUAAUCUGCAUUCUGAAAUAUAUAAUGUAGGUGACUAAGGACCAUGAAACUUCAUCAGUGAAUAGAAAACACUCAUUACAUUAUAUGUUAAUAAAAAUAAUGGUUUCUGUGAACCACAACUUUGAAAUAAUUAUCUUUCAACAUUUCCUCAUUUCCCAACUAACUGCAUUUCUAUGAAACUUCAUACACUUACUCCUGUAUAUAAGAACUUUUCACAGGUGCUGACCUUAGUUGGUGAAAUAAAUUCUUUAAUUUUGUAUGUAAAGG